UUGUUCGUCGUCUAUUAUUUCAAAAAUCAAUUGAUUGUCCAUCGAUGUUAACAAUUUUUAUAAAUUUUCCAAAUAUUAACACAAAAGUUAAAUCCUUACAAUGAACGAAAUAAAUGAAGAUCUACUUUUUUAUGUUAAACAUGGAGACAUAGAAGUCGUUAGAGAUUUAAUAAUUGAACAUGGCCUUCAGUAUUCCGAAGAACAUGGAUACUUUCUUCUUCUUAAAUCCAUCAAGCGAAACUAUAAAAAAAUUACUGAAAUACUUUUAAACGCAGGAUGCAAAGUAAACAUAGAGCAGAACAAAAGAAUAACUGCAAAUACACCUCUUCACUAUGCUAUCGAAAAUGGUGAUUUAAAACUUACGGAAACUCUCAUAGCUCUCGGUGCCGAUAUUGAUGCAGAUAAUGCAUGGGGCUUGUCUCCUCUCGUGCUCGCUAUUUUUAUGAAUAGAGAAGAAAUUGUUGAUCUACUAAUGACAAAAAUUACUAAUCUUAAUUAUACAUGCGAAAAUGGUAUAAGUCCUCUUCAUGCUGCAGUUCAAUAUGGUUCAAGCCGUGUAACUGAAAAACUUUUACAAAGUGGGGCACAUGUUAACAUAAUAUCAACUAAUAUAGAGGGUAAUACGCCUCUUCAUUAUGCCACUGUAUGUGGAGAUCUAACCACUGUUAAACUACUUUUGAAGAAUGGAGCAUGUGUUCAUUCGAAAACUGUAGAAGGACUUACACCUUUCCAUACUGCAUGUCAAAAUGGAAAUGUAAAAGUAAUCAAGUUGCUUUUAAGCAAAAAUGCUGAUAUAAAUUCUCGUACGUUAUGCAAUAUGUUUACCCCACUGUACUUUGCUAUUGAAAAUUCUCACAGAGAGGCUGCAAAAUUUUUAAUGGACCACGGAGCGAAAAUUAAUGAUAAAUCCGACAACAAAAAGACGGCACUUAGUUGUGCUGUUGAAAAAGGCUUAUCUUCGAUAGUCCAAGACGUUUUACAAUACUCUCCAGAUAUUAAUAACGCAAUCAAUAAAAACUCAUUUAUAAAAGCAGCAAGUAAACCGAACGAGAAAUAUUUACCAAUCGUUAAAAAUCUUAUGAUGUAUGGUUUUUCUGUUGAAGCUAAAGAUAUAAAUGAUUUUGUUUUGCUGCAAAAUGCUAUAAAAAUGGGUUAUAUAGAAAUUAUACAAGAUCUUAUCAAACACGGUCUUGAUUUAAAUUCUUUUAAAGAAGACAAUUUUCACAUUGCUGUUAAAAACAAACAAUUGCAAAUAGCAAAACUCUUGCUUAUGCAUGAACCUGAUGUCAAUGCAACUGACGAACAUGGAAAACCUCCGAUAUUUCAUGCAGUGCAAAAUUCUGACAUAGAUAUGUACAAACUUCUGCUACUCCAUGGAGCUAAUGUUUACAAAUGUCCUGAUUUGCUUAGAAUUGCAGUGAGAAGAGGAUGUAAGGAAAUUUUUGAUCAUCUAAUUGAAAACAAAGUUGACAUUGAAGCUUCGGAUGAGUUUGGUAGGACACCGUUGCACUUAACAGUGCCACACAAAUAUUCCGAAAAUGAUAAAAAUAUUCCCAAUUAUAAAGGCGAAAAUAAACUUCACCUGGUUCUGGCAAACCAGUCUUAUAUAAAUAAAACGACAGAAAUGGCUAAAAUACUUCUAAGAAUGGGUGCGAAUGUUAACGCUGCAACGUACAAAAAUAACUUAACUACUCUUCAUAUUGCCUGUGAGGAAGGACUUGCAAGUAUAAUUAAAGUUCUUUUAGAAUAUAAAGCUGAUGUGAAUUGUAUCAGUGUGAAUGGUACACCAUUGCAUUUUGCUGCUAAAAACGACAAUGAAUUUAUUAUUGAAAUGCUCUUAGCGAAGAAGGCAGACAUUGAUUUAAAAAAUAAAAAUGGUGAUACGGCUCUUCAUAUUGCUGCAGAAUACGAUAACACAAAAGUUUUGAAAACAUUGCUUAAAAAUGGUGCAGAUGUGGAUUCUAAGAACAUCAAACUUGUAACGCCCCUUCACGUUGCUGUACAAAAUACAAAAUUUGAAACAUUUUCCAUUCUCUUAGAGCACGGAGCUUGCAUUGAUGCAAAAGAUAUAGAUGGCAAUACUGUACUUCAUAAAGCUAUUAUUAUGGCCAAUAUUCAUGUAAUUGAAUCUAUUCUUGAUUUUGGAUCUGAUAUUAAUAUUUUGAAUACCAAUAAUCUCACACCUUUUCGUUUAGCAGAUGAUUUACGUUAUUCUGAUCGUGAUCGAUGUCUAAAAUACGAAAAUACAAAUUAUGAAUAUCUUUAUAAAGGUUUUUAUAAUAAUUCCACAAAUAUCGAAGCAUUUAAAAUGUUGCUGUUACACGCUAUUAAGUUCAAAGUUGCAAAAUUAUACGAUACAGAAGGCGACAACGAUUUAUAUUCAUAUUUAGAUGAAGAUUAUAAUGAUUUAUUGGAUUCACACGAAGAGAAAUGUACAAUAGAAAUAGUACAAUUAAAGCUCCAAAAUGUUUCAAGUAAAAAAUUAAAUUUUUAUGAUAUUUUGACAAAAAGUACACAUGCAAUGGUACGCUGGGCUAGGCAUGAAGAUGUUAUGGGAAUUUUAAAAUCAGAUGAUUAUAUAAACCAGUUUCCAAUAUAUGGUUCAAUGAUUAAAAGAAAAUUCAAAGAGGCUAUUCAUAGGCGCCAAUUGCUCGAGACUGCUUAUGGAGUUUUUAACUGUUAUUUUGGAAUUCCAUAUGAAUGUGCUGAUCAAAUUUUAUGUUCCUUGAGUAAUGCUGAUUUGCGGAAUUUUAUAAAUGCAUAAAAAUGCCUUAGACUUUAAGAACUUAAUACACUUGUAUUUUGCUUAAAAUAAUAUGUAUGAAAAUGUAUGUAUAGAAGGUACUUAUGAUA
Molecule: messenger RNA, 2853 nt
Organism: Episyrphus balteatus (marmalade hoverfly)
Lineage: Eukaryota; Metazoa; Arthropoda; Insecta; Diptera; Syrphidae
Product: ankyrin-1-like
Exons: 1
Coding region: 101-2764 (887 amino acids)
Molecular function (GO): protein binding
Source: RefSeq, a predicted model, not a curated record